Pseudophryne corroboree (corroboree frog) is the source of this 3817-nucleotide messenger RNA. RefSeq names its product gastrula zinc finger protein XlCGF48.2-like. Gene Ontology annotation, biological process: regulation of transcription by RNA polymerase II; urogenital system development; embryo development. Lineage: Eukaryota; Metazoa; Chordata; Amphibia; Anura; Myobatrachidae. The transcript is spliced from 7 exons. Gene Ontology annotation, molecular function: DNA-binding transcription factor activity, RNA polymerase II-specific; RNA polymerase II transcription regulatory region sequence-specific DNA binding. The record is from RefSeq and is a predicted model, not a curated record. Bases 223 to 3270 code for a protein of 1015 amino acids. Gene Ontology annotation, cellular component: nucleus.
GCCGGACUGGUCUACAAGAAAAUGGCCGCCGGACUCCGGCACUGAGGACAUAUGUGGUAAUAUUCAUAUUAUAGCUUUACAGAGGACGGGGCUGUGGCCUGUGACAAUACUUCCGAACUUAGCGUUCCACAUACAGUGUCCGUGGAGAUCAGGAACUCCAGCUGUCGGGAACGGAGUUUUUACUACACAUCACACGUUCUGUAUUCUCUCUGAUUCACAAGGAUGGACAAGGACAGGAGUCACAGGACUGAGAGUAUAAUAAAUAUCACCCUGGAGAUCAUCUACCUGCUGACUGGGGAGGAUUACACAAUAGUGAAGAAGACAUCCAAUGAGUAUGAGACACCCAGCAGCCAUCUCCGUGUAUCAGGAAGACUGAGUAGAACCCAGAGCCCCAUCACGGUGCCUCCACCUCACUCACUGACACAUGAGAGACACAAUGAUCAGAAGAUCCUGGAACUCACCAACAAGAUCAUUCAGUUGCUGACUGGAGAGGAGGGGGAGUAUAUAGAGGAACACGGGGGUCUGUACGAGGACGUGAUGAUGGAUAAUCACCGGCCCCUCACAUCACUUGAUGGACCGAGUAACAGAGAUACCCCAGAGAGAUGUCCCCGUCCUCUGUGUUCCCAGGAUUGCACAGAGGAGAAUCACAGGAUCCCACAGGAGGAUCAGGUAGAACGUCUGUCUAAUACUAAAAUACCAGAUAUAGAGGGAGAAGAAGAGACGUAUGUGACUGAUAUAAAGGCAGAAGAUAUAGAGGGAGAAGAAGAGACGUAUGUGACUGAUAUAAAGGCAGAAGAUAUAGAGGGAGAAGAAGAGACGUAUGUGACUGAUAUAGAGGCAGAAGAUAUAGAGGGAGAAGAAGAGACGUAUGUGACUGAUAUGAAGGCAGAAGAUAUAGAGGGAGAAGAAGAGACGUAUGUGACUGAUAUAAAGGCAGAAGAUAUAGAGGGAGAAGAAGAGACGUAUGUGACUGAUAUGAAGGCAGAAGAUAUACAGGGAGAAGAAGAGACGUAUGUGACUGAUAUAAAGGCAGAGGAUAUAGAGGUAGAAGAAGAAAAGUAUGUGACUGAUAUAAAGGUAGAAGAUAUAGAGGGAGAAGAAGAGACAUAUGUGACUGAUAUAAAGGCAGAAGAUACAAAGGGAGAAGAAGAGACGUAUGUGACUAAUAUAAAGGCAGAAGAUAUAGAGGGAGAAGAAGAGACGGAUGUGAGAGAUAUGAAGGCAGAAGAUAUAGAGGGAGAAGAAGAGACGUAUGUGACUGAUAUAAAGGCAGAAGAUAUAGAGGGAGAAGAAGAGACGUAUGUGACUGAUAUAAAGGCAGAAGAUACAAAGGGAGAAGAAGAGACGUAUGUGACUGAUAUAAAGGCAGAAGAUAUAGAGGGAGAAGAAGAGACGGAUGUGAGAGAUAUGAAGGCAGAAGAUAUAGAGGGAGAAGAAGAGACGUAUAUGACUGAUAUAAAGGCAGAAGAUAUAGAGGGAGAAGAAGAGACGUAUGUGACUGAUAUAAAGGCAGAAGAUAUAGAGGUAGAAGAAGAGACGGAUGUGAGAGAUAUGAAGGCAGAAGAUAUAGAGGGAGAAGAAGAGACGUGUGUGACUGAUAUAAAGGCAGAAGAUAUAGAGGGAGAAGAAGAGACGUAUGUGACUGAUAUAAAGGCAGAAGAUACAAAGGGAGAAGAAGAGACGUAUGUGACUGAUAUAAAGGCAGAAGAUACAGAGGGAGAAGAAGAGACGUAUGUGAGGGGUGAUCAGCAGUGUAAGGAGGAGGAGAUCCCUACAGAUAUCAGCACAGAUGGACACACAAGCAGGAAUAUCUCAGAAGGAUAUCUAUUGUUAUCCCCGGAUUGUGACAUAAAAGAUGACAGUAGACAGGAUUCUCCAGCAUUUAACCCCAUUACCCCAAUUAUAUAUCCAGCUCUAUCAACUGAUCCCCCUGAUCCUGGGAAAUGUUCUCCUGAUCACUCUGAUAUUGGUGCAUCUGUUACAGCUUUGAGAGUAGAUACAGUGUUUCCCUGGUCUAUAGAUACCAAAUGUUUUACACAGAACACAAACCUUAUUACUCAUCAGCCAGCUAAGGCAGGUGAGAGGCCAUUUCCAUAUUCUGAGUGUGAGAAAUGUUUUACAUAUAAAUCAAAUCUUGUUACACAUAAGAGAAGUCACACAGGUGAGAAGCCGCAUUCCUGUUCUGAGUGUGGGAAAUGUUUUACACAGAAAUCAUCUCUUGUUACACAUCAGAGAAGUCACACAGGUGAGAGGCCGUAUUCCUGUUCUGAGUGUGGGAAAUGUUUUGCAUCGAAAUCAAAUCUUAUUAAACAUCAGAGAAGUCACACAGGUGAGAAACCGUAUUCCUGUUCUGAGUGUAGGAAAUGUUUUGCACAGAAAUCAGCUCUUGUUACACAUCAGAAAAGUCACACAGGUGAGAAGCCGUAUUCCUGUUCUGAGUGUGGAAAAUGUUUUGCAUCGAAAUCAUAUCUUGUUACACAUCAGAGUAGUCACACAGAUGAGAAGCCAUAUUCCUGUUCUGAGUGUGGGAAAUGUUUCACAAAGAAAUCAGCCCUUGUUACACAUCAGAGAAGUCACACAGGUGAGAGGCCAUAUUCCUGUUCUGAGUGUGGGAAAUGUUUUACACAGAAAUCAGAUCUUGUUACACAUAAGAGAAGUCACACAGGUGAGAAGCCGUAUUCCUGCUCUGAGUGUGGGAAAUGUUUUGCAUCGAAAUCAAAUCUUAUUAAACAUCAGAGAAGUCACACAGGUGAGAAACCGUAUUCCUGUUCUGAGUGUAGGAAAUGUUUUUUAUCUAAAUCAUAUCUUGUUAAACAUCAGAGAAGUCACACAGGUGAGAAACCGUAUUCCUGUUCUGAGUGUAGGAAAUGUUUUGCACGGAAAUCAGGUCUUGUUAUACAUCAGAGAAGUCACACAGGUGAGAAGCCGUAUUCCUGUUCUGAGUGUGGGAAAUGUUUUUUAUCUAAAUCAAAUCUUGUUAAACAUCAGAGAAGUCACACAGGUGAGAAGCCAUAUUCCUGUUCUGAGUGUGGGAAAUGUUUUACACAGAAAUCAUCUCUUGUUACACAUCAGAGAAGUCACACAGGUGAGAGGCCGUAUUCCUGUUCUGAGUGUGGGAAAUGUUUUAGACAGAAAUCAGAUCUUGUUACACAUCAGAGGAGUCACACAGGUGAGAAGCCAUUUUCAUGCUGUGAGAGAAAUAAAUCCGCUCUUGUUGAACAUAUUAGACAUUACCCAAGUACGGAACCAUUUAAAUCUUCUGGAGUAUAAUUAUCACUGCCAUGCAAUGUUCCUCAAGGGUCAAUCCUAUCUCCUAUGCUUUAUGCAAUAUACAGUCUGGUCCAUAUAUAUUGGGACAUCGACACAAUUCUCAUAUUUUGGGCUCUAUACACCACCACAAUGGAUUUGAAAUGAAACAAACAAGAUGUGCUUUAAAUGCAGACUUUCCGCUUUAAUUUGAGAGUAUUUACAUCUAAAUCAAGUGAACGGUGUAGGAAUUAAAAACGGUUUUUAUAUGUGCCUCCCACUUUUUAAGGGACCAAAAGUAAUGGUACAGACUAAACAAUCCUAAAUCAAACUUUUACUUUUUAAUACUUUGUUGCAAAUCCUUUUGUCAGUUACAGCCUGAAGUCUGGAACGCAUAGACAUCACCAGAUGCUGGGUUUCAUCCCUGGUGAUGCUCUGCCAGGCCUCUACUGCAAAUGUCUUCAGUUCCUACUUGUUCUUGGGGCAUUUUCCCUUCAGUUUUGUCUUCAUCAAGUGAAAUGCAUGCUCAAUCGGAUUCAGGUCAGGUGAUUGAAUUGGCCAUUGCAUAACA